AUGUUUUUACAACUUUAUAAGGACUCCUUAAAUUCGUCUUCAGAUAGUUCUUUCGAAGAACAUGUCUUUGAAAUAUCUGAAAUAAAUGGGGAUCAUCAAGAUGAAAGAAAAAACAAUCAGACUAACUAUGGUGAUUUAUGUACUCAAUAUCUUCCAUUGUCUGCGAGUUCUGUUUUUCGACAUCCAUAUUACAACUAUCCAAGUGUGGUGGAUCCAGGUAUUAAAGAAGCUUUGCUUUAUCCAAAACCUCAGAUUAUCUAUCCAGACGACGGUCAAGAACUUUACUUAGAAUUAUGUAAAGAAUCAAAACUUAGCCCUAUUCGAAGUUCCUAUAAAGAAUUAUUAGAAGAAAUAGUCAACUUGAAAUAUUAUGGUGUAAGUCAAAUGGGUUUUCGAGCUAUUGCUAUAUCUCUCAAAAAUAAUAAACAUGUCAAAGUAAUAGAUUUAACUGACAAUUGGAUAUCUGAAGAUGGGUGUUAUCAUUUAGGUGAAAUACUCAUUGAAAAUAUAACUUUAAAAGAAUUAAAUUUAUUCGGAUGUCGUAUUGAGCCGGAAGGAGCAAAGCGAAUAUUUGCAAACCUGCAUAUCAAUCAAGUUUUACAAAAAAUUGAUCUUACUAAAAAUUAUCUAGGAGAUACGGGUGUAGAUUACCUGGCUAAAGCAAUAUUUUUAGGUUCUAAUUUAACAAACAUAAUUCUUUCAUAUAAUAAUCUUACAGCUAAAGCUCUGGUAGUCCUUACAGAAGCCUUUGAAACUCAUAAUAAAUUGACGAAUCUUGAUUUGUCUUGGAAUACGAUCCUUUCACCGAAUGCUGUGUUCAAUUUGUGUACUAAACUAUCCGAAAAUAUUGUAUUUGAAGAAUUAAUUUUAUCUUGGACUUCAUUAAGCUGUCUUCGUGUAGGGAAGGCAAUUAAAACUCUUCUGUCAAACUCAAAUCUAAAGUGUCUGAAUUUAAGUAAUAACAAAUUAUCAACUGUAGCGGUCAAACAGAUAGCGAAUGGGUUAGAAAACAAUCGAAGCUUAAUUAUUUUAGACGUCUCGUACAAUCCUUUAACUCCAAAAGAUAUACUUUUAUUGAUGUGCCUGAGAAACCGUAAAGUUAAACUCCAAAAACUUUUACUUGAUAAUGUAUUCGUGACAACGGAAUUUCUAGAGUUAAGACGCGAGAUUUUGAAGUAUAGAAAGAAUGCAGUUAUAACAUGGGGAGGGUUAAUACCGAAGUUUAUUCCUGUUGGUGCUGACAUGCGAGAUAUUGUGUUAAACAGGGCUAACGCUGUAUGCUCGAAGUCUAAGAAGUCGAUAGAUAUAGCUUUAGUUAUUCUAGAAUUUUACAAAGAAAAUAAAGAACCAAUGGAUGUUAAGGUCUUUGCUAAGGCACUGAGGAUGAAUAGCGUAUUCUUAGACGAAGGUUUACUUGAGGAACUAUCAAGUAGUUUUGCCGGACCUGCUUCUGGAACGGGAAAGACCAUAAACAUGGUCAAAUUAGUCGAUUAUUUAAAACGAAAAUGGCCGGAUAAACAACUACCACCUACUCCUCCUCCAGUAGAGCCAGAACCUAAAACUAAAACGAAGACUAAUAAGAAACAAUAA
Messenger RNA from Melitaea cinxia (Glanville fritillary), 1590 nucleotides. Its product is annotated as leucine-rich repeat-containing protein 74B-like. NCBI's taxonomy places the organism in Eukaryota, Metazoa, Arthropoda, Insecta, Lepidoptera, Nymphalidae. The record is from RefSeq and is a predicted model, not a curated record. Gene Ontology annotation, molecular function: protein binding.